This is a messenger RNA of Dichomitus squalens LYAD-421 SS1, 618 nucleotides long. RefSeq lists its product as uncharacterized. The transcript is spliced from 2 exons. NCBI's taxonomy places the organism in Eukaryota, Fungi, Basidiomycota, Agaricomycetes, Polyporales, Polyporaceae. The record is from RefSeq and is a predicted model, not a curated record. Gene Ontology annotation, biological process: mycotoxin biosynthetic process. The coding region runs from base 1 to 618 and encodes 205 amino acids.
AUGCUUCACCUUCCCUUCCCCGUAUCUUUUGCAUUGUUGCUGAUCCUGCUCGUCACAAACCUCGGUAUCGACCUGGUGUUCGUGAGAGAAACGAAGCGCGUGGCUACACUGCGGUAUCCGCCGCUCACUCAAUACACCUUCCUCGAAGGCGAUUAUCCUGCGUUUCUCCCUGUAGAGAAUGCACAGAGAUCCAUCAGUCUGUUGCUGGAAGAAAGCGUACGCUACGGCCUCACGGAGCCCGAGAAGAACCUUGAGUGGACGUACAUGAGCCCCGGGGGGGACGGCAACAUACGCCUAGAGCCUAACCACCGCUUCUUCAACACUGGCUUCUCAUACCAACUCCACUGCGCGAAGGUGCUUGUCUCCACCUUCCAACAAAACGAGCCGCCGACGCGCUAUCGCGAAGUCGAGCACGUCGCGCGCUGCCUGAACGUCCUCCGCCAGUUCGCGCUGUGCUCCGCGGACACGACGCUCGAGCCUGCGGACAGCCUCCGCAAGAACUUCACUGCGGUCAGGGCUGGGGGAGAGCACAGGUGCAGGGACUCGCGGGCGCUGUAUGAGACGAUGGAGCAAAACUGGCUGGAUUGGUCCGAGUACAAGCAGACGCUGGCUGCCUAG